Dipodomys ordii (Ord's kangaroo rat) is the source of this 1711-nucleotide messenger RNA. Its product is annotated as collagen alpha-1(I) chain-like. The transcript has 5 exons. The record is from RefSeq and is a predicted model, not a curated record. Lineage: Eukaryota; Metazoa; Chordata; Mammalia; Rodentia; Heteromyidae. The coding region runs from base 80 to 1711 and encodes 543 amino acids.
CACAGUGCAGCCAGUUUCUGAGCCGGCUUCACAUGUGCCUGGUGCUGGCCACAGAAGACCCACGGAGCAUCUGCCGUGGAUGCAGGUGAGCGCAGAGACCAGGCCCAGGCACACACCCAGCAAAGCCACAGCUCUUCGGGACAGAGGAAGAUUCCUACAGCCUGCCCCUGGGCAGGCACUGCCUACCCGGUCUCCAGCCUCUGUCCUCAGGUCACAGACCCCAGUGACCUCUGCCUACUGCAAGAGGAGUUCCUCCUGGGCCCAAGUGGACAUCAGACCUCUGAGACCAGCCUCCAGGUGUUCCUUCCCUUUACAGAUGAGGGGAACUGAGGCACAGGGCAGUGGAAAGAGAUGGGCAGGGGUGAAUGGAGCCAGGACUCUGAUCAAGGACGGCCUGACUCAGUCUCAACACCAUUGGAUGGGGGAAUGGCGGGAUGGGGGAGUGGCGGGAUGGGGGGCCCGUUGUUCGGCAAGCUCCCCGAGCCCCCAGGGAACAGAUCUCAGGAGAAUGGAGGUGCAGGUCAGUGGGCCCAAAGUCCUUUCGUACGUCGGGGCCUCAGUUUCCCCACCUCAGCUGCGGAUCAUCUCUUCACCCCAAAGCCAUUAUGAUCACCAUGGCAACCAGACUGUGUUUGUUCCAACAGGUUGGCAGAACCUGACGCAAGUCGGUAACAGGGGUGGGGUAGGAGGGAAGCAUCAGGUCCAGAUCCUAGAAGGGGGGGGGUCUGCUGCCCAGACCCAACACCCAUCCCCUGCAAAGGGGGGUGCCCAAAGCCCAGGCCCCCUGGCGGGUCAUCGGACAUCGGACAUCGCUGUCCCCGCAGUGGCUCCAUCUCCAGAGUCCUCCCACGCACAGCCACGGUCGCCUGGCCAGCCUGGGCAGGAUGGAGGGGGCUUGGGGUUAACACACUGCCACUCUGCCUCCUCCACCCGGCCAUCCUCGCUGUCUCCUGUCCCGGCAGACAGAGGUCAGGCUGGCGGGCCGGAGCUGGGGUCCACAGGUCUAGACAGGAGCCACGUCCACCCCCACUGUAUCUCCGCCAGGGUCGUGUCCAGGUUGAGUGGGGGCUCAUGGGACCCCACGGCCCUGGGCCCAGCUGCCCACGCUCUCAGGAGGCCUCUGGGGGCCCGCUUCACCUCACCAGGCUCCCCAGAACGGGCAUGUGCCUUCCCUCAGCUCCGGGGUCCCAGGACUCCCCACGCCACGGGGGGCAGGCCCCAGGUCAACGCCCCACCUCUAAGUGGGCCUCCCAAAGCCAUGGAGUGUCCGGUGGUGGUGUCCGGCCUGGGCUGGUCCGGGCUGCAGCCCUGGGGCAGACAUCUUCCCACGGAGACCCCGGCCCUGCGGCGCGGGCUGCUUGGUUCCUGCGUCACAUUUGUCUCGGGGGCCGAGAGCCCCCCUGGCCCCAUCGCACACGGAUGCGGCUGCCGGUUGCCCUGGCAACGGGUCAGGACAGCUGCCCCUCGCCCCUCGCCCCUCGCCGGGGUGGCUGUGGUCAGCGGGUUAGUGCAGGGUGAGGGCGGCGGGGUCUUCGGGGUCCCCACCCCGGCCGGGCUCCUCCCUGCAGAGGGCCGCUGUGUCCCAGCAGGAAGCCGGGCUGCUUCCUGCCGGCAGGAUGCCCACGCCGCCGCGUUACCACAGCAACAGGGAGGCGGAGACCCAGGCCACGGGUCGUUCCUGGCUGUGAGGGCUGACCGGACUCUGAGCUGA